Messenger RNA from Gadus chalcogrammus (walleye pollock), 3885 nucleotides. RefSeq names its product adhesion G protein-coupled receptor A3 (gene adgra3). Gene Ontology annotation, biological process: G protein-coupled receptor signaling pathway; cell surface receptor signaling pathway. The record is from RefSeq and is a predicted model, not a curated record. NCBI's taxonomy places the organism in Eukaryota, Metazoa, Chordata, Actinopteri, Gadiformes, Gadidae. Gene Ontology annotation, cellular component: external side of plasma membrane; plasma membrane. Gene Ontology annotation, molecular function: protein binding; G protein-coupled receptor activity.
AUGGACGGCUACGCGCGAGCGGAGGACGAGUCCUUCCCCCCACGGCUCGUGAGCCUCACCUGGGAGGACUCCCUGGAGCAGUCUGUCAAAAUAAUCACACUACGAUUUCUCUUUUUCUCCCAUCAUUUACCCCUCAGUCUCUUAAAGCGACAGUACCAACGUGUCAUACGAUCAGUUAAACAUGUCAUUUUGUUCUUCUGCUUUGACAGAGACCUCCGGAAUAACUUGAUCAGUCGCAUCGAGCCCGGAGCCUUCCUUGGCCUGCCGGCGCUGAAGAGACUGGACCUGUCCAACAACCGCAUCGGCUGUCUGAACGUGGACAUCUUCAAGGGCCUGACGAGCCUGGUCCGACUGAACCUUUCUGGAAACAUCUUCUCCUCUGUCGCUCAGGGAACCUUCGACAGCCUGGUGUCUCUGAAAACCCUGGAGUUCAGCACGCCCUACCUGCUGUGCGACUGCAGCCUGCGCUGGCUGCAGCGCUGGGUGACGGAGCACAGUGUGACCGUUAAGGACACGCGCUGCUCGUACCCGCGUUCCCUCAAGGGCCAGCUCGCCACCGACGUCCAGCCCGAGUCCCUGACCUGCGACGCGCCCCUGGAGCUGCCCUCCUUCCUGCUCACCCCGUCCCAGCGGCAGGUGGUGUUCCAGGGGGACAGCCUGCCGUUCCAGUGCCAGGCCUCCUUCGUGGCCCAGGACAUGCAGGUGCUGUGGUACCAGGACGGCCGCGCCGUGGAGCCCGACGCCGCGCAGGGCAUCGCCAUCGAGAAGAGCAUGGUGCAGAACUGCUCGCUCAUCGCCAGCGCCCUGACCAUCUCCAACAUCCAGCCGGGCUCCACGGGCAACUGGGAGUGCCGCGUGCGCACGAGCCGGGGCAACACCAACCGCACGGUGCACAUCGUGGUGCUGGAGAGCUCCGCCAAGUACUGCAGCCCCGAACGCCAGGAUAACAACAAGGGGGAGUACAGGUGGCCCCGCACGCUGGCGGGCAUCACGGCGUACCUGCCCUGCGCCAAGACGCUGUCGGCGGGGGACGCGGGCCCCGGGGAGGCGCAGCGGGCGUGGCGGCGCUGCGACCGCGCGGGGGUCUGGGCCGACGAGGACUACUCCCUCUGCCAGUACCACAAGGACAUCACGCGCUUCCUCAACGUCAUCAACCAGAUGCCGCUGAACGAGACCAACGUGAUGCAGCGAGCUCGCCGGCUGCUCGUCUACACGCAGAACGCCGCCAACUUCUCCGACAAGAUGGACAUCGUGUUCGUGGCCGAGAUGUUCGAGAAGUUCUCCAAGUUCGCCGAGAAGUUCAAAGACCUGGGUGAGGUGAUGGUGAGCAUGGCCAGUAACCUGAUGCUUGCAGACGACAGGGUGCUGUGGUUGGCCCAGCGCGACGCCCGCGCCUGCACGCGGGUGGUCUCCUGCCUGCAGAGGAUCGCAGCCAACCUGGUGGUCAACGCGCAGGCCUUCUCAUUGACGUCCCCCAACAUCGCCCUGGAGGUGCACCCGGUUCGGGCGGGCGAGUGGAGCGGCAUGGCGUGCGUCCUCUUCCAGAAGCCCGGGCUGGAGCAGCUCACCUUCAAGUGCAACGCCACCAACGCCUUCGCCAGCAUCCUGCACAAGAACACGGUACUGGAAGCAUCCCUGCAGCUCCCGUCCUCUCUCCUCCAAUCACCGGCUGCCGCUGCUGUCGCCGGGCAGACUGACGACUCCAUUGCAAACUUCAAGUUCUACCUGUUGGCAUUCCGCAACGGCAAGUUCUUCCCGUCCACGGGGAACUCCACGCUAUUGGCCGACGGCGGGAAGAGGCGGAGCGUGGCCACACCCGUGGUCAUGGCCAAGAUAGACGGCGUCCCCCAGCACGGCCUGCGCUCGCCGGUCAACGUCACGCUGCGCCGCUUCGCCCGCGGCUCGGACGCCACGGCGGCCUUCUGGAACGCCAGCGCGGCGGGGGGCCGGGGGGGCUGGCAGAGCGAGGGCUGCCGGCUGCUGUCCCACCAUGACAACUUCACCACCAUCUCCUGCGACGCCCUCGGGAACUACGGCCUGCUCAUGGACCUGAGCAGUGUGGAGCUCUUCUCCCCCAGCAUCCAGCCCCUCCACCCGGUCACCUACGCCACGGGGCUGGUGCUGCUAGUCUGCAUGCUCACCAUCAUCAUCAGCUACGUCCACCACCACAGGUCGGUGCGCGUCAGCCGUAAGUUCUGGCACAUGCUGGUCAACCUCUGCCUCCACAUCUUCCUCACCUGCGGAGUCUUCAUCGGCGGCAUCAACCAGACGCGCUACAUCAGCGUGUGCCAGGCGGUGGGGAUCCUGCUGCACUACUCCACCCUGGCCACCACCCUUUGGGUGGGGGUGACGGCGCGCAACAUCUACAAGCAGGUGACCCGCAAGGCCAAGCGCUACGAAGAGCUGGACGAGCCGCCCCCUCCCCCCCGACCCAUGCUCAGGUUCUACUUAAUUGGCGGAGGGAUACCCAUUAUCGUUUGCGGCAUCACAGCAGCAGCCAACAUCAAAAAUUAUGGCAGUCGGAUCAAUGCGCCGUACUGCUGGAUGGCGUGGGAGCCCAGCAUCGGGGCCUUCUACGGCCCGGUGGGCUUCAUCGUGUUCGUGGACUGCAUGUACUUCCUCAGCAUCCUGCUGCAGCUCCACCGCCAUCCGGAGCGCCGCUACGAGCUCCGGGAGCUGGGCGAGGACGAGGAGGAGGAGGAGCGUCUGGGCUCCGGCGGCGGCGGCGGCGACCGGCACCGCCUCCCCCUCGCCGUCCGCCUCCCGGCGUCGGACGGCCCCCGCGGGAUGGCGAUGGCGAUGGGCGGGGCCUUGGCGUCCGCCCAGCCCUUCCCCGUGGCGGUCUCCGCCCUGGAGAACGAGCACACCUUCCCGGCCCAGCUGGCGGGCGCGGCGGGCGCGCUGGCGCUGUACGGCGCCCUGUGGGUGUUCGCCGCCAUGUCGGUGUCCCAGGAGCACCCGGUGGACCUGGCCUUCACCUGCCUGUUCGGCGUCACGGCGCUGGCGCUGGCGGCCUUCAUGACGGCGCAUCACUGCAUCAACCGGCUGGACAUGCGGCGCUACUGGGCGCAGGCCUGCUGCUCGGGGCGCCGGGCGUACUCGGCCCGCCGGGAGGACGCGCUGCUGCCCGCGCCGGGCACGGCGGCGGCGGCGGCGGCGAGCUCCACGGCCGGGUCGCUGCGGCGCGGGACCAGCGGCGAGCCGUCCCGCUGCGGGCAGAGCAGCGGCGCCGACUCGUCCUGCACCAACCGCAGCGCGGCGGCGGCGGCGGCAGUCGGCGCGAGGCCCACGCCGCAGGGCAGCAAGCUCACCAACCUGCACGCCGAGGCGGCCCAGCUGGGGAAGCCCGCCGGAGGGACGGCCGUGGCGGGGGCGUCGGCUCCGUCUGCUCCGUCGCCCGCCCUCCUCCUCCUGGACAACAGCCUGACGGAGCACUCGCUGGACAACGACAUCAAGAUGCACGUCGCGCCCGUGGAGGCGCAGUUCCGCCCCAACCCGCCGCUCGUCGGGGGGGUCGUCGCCAUGGGCAACGGGCACGCGGGGGCGGGGGCGGCGGCGGCGCGGCACCACAAGAACCGCGCGCGGGCCCACCGCGCCAGCCGGCUCACGGUGCUGCGGGAGUACGCCUACGACGUGCCGACCAGCGUGGAGGGCAGCGUGCAGAGCGCCGCCCGCAGCCGCAGCCACCACCACCACUACGACGUGGCGGCCAGGAACAGCCGCAGGGCCGCCUACAUGGCGUACCGCGAGCGCCACCAGAGCCAGCUGCAGCCCGACAGCAGCGACAGCGCCAGCCUGCCGCGCCGCGGGCGCCCCACGGACAAGGCGGCGCCGGGGGCUUCGCCGCCGCUGGCGAACGGCGGCGUCGUCAUCGUCGGAGGAGGU